Molecule: messenger RNA, 1076 nt
Organism: Metschnikowia bicuspidata var. bicuspidata NRRL YB-4993
Lineage: Eukaryota; Fungi; Ascomycota; Pichiomycetes; Serinales; Metschnikowiaceae
Exons: 2
Coding region: 103-816 (237 amino acids)
Source: RefSeq, a predicted model, not a curated record
UUGGUGGGUGCACUGUUUCUACUUCUCACGAAAGAGUUACCAGUUGAAGUUAAAGCAGAAACGUCGGAAAGAUUGAUUUCCGCCCUUAGUGUAAAUGACGCUAUGAUGAGCAAUUACAAUUAUUUUGCAAUUUUUAGAAUAAUGCUUGCUUUUGAGCGAGAGUGUUCGCCUAGGGUUAUUCUCAAAGCGAUUCGAAAUAUGACAUUGAGUCAAACACCGUAUUUCGCGAAUCUAUUGCAUGAUAAAUUUCAAGAAAGAUAUAACCAAAACCCACUUCUUGCCCGAAGCUUGAUAGAAACAAGAAAACGUCUAAUAAUCGCGAACUUGAAGCACGGGAACUCUAACAGGGCAGCGGAGAUGUGGAAGUUGAACCAGAACUCGAAUCCUGAAUUUGCCCAGAAAAAUGUUAUAUUAUUCCAAUCUCUCAUUGAAAAGCUAAAUGAUGAGGAAUCUGCUGACUUAUUGUUCAAUUACUUUCCAAAAACACUAUACACAGAUCCUGAUAUCGUGGACUUUUUGAUUGCAUACUUUGGUCAAAGUCCGAAAUAUCGUACCAACUUUGAGUAUAUUACUAAAAGCUUGAAACCUCCCUUAAAGAGAAACACGCUCUCGCUGUUAUUUGCCUCUUUUAUUUCUCAAGACAGGGAAGAGGCAGCAGAAAAGAUUCUUCAGGUAAUAUUCAAAACAAAAAACGGUAUUAACUCGGAAGACUUUCAGGUUAUCAUAAAAAAACUCCUUGCAAAACAUCAAAUAAGACAAUGUGUUGAUAUGUGUCUUCGGAACGAUUUUCGAGUUUCAGAAACACAUGCAGAUUAAGAUUCAUAUGAAAAUCUUAGGGAAUUAUUCUUGGAGAAACUAAUUCGAGAUCUUUAUAAAAGGACGAACGGUAGGGAUAUUCAUAGCCUAUUCACCACCACACUUUUCAAACAUUUUUCUACAAGCUUCAAAAGUGUCAUGGCCCCAAAAGAAUUAAAGACAUUCCGAAUACAGGUUUCUUCCUAAAAAUCUUAUCGAACUUGAAAUUGGAUCUUUGAUAAAAAGAAAACACCCUUGGUAAUUGUAUUCGCUAUUGCAAC